Molecule: messenger RNA, 2478 nt
Organism: Torulaspora globosa
Lineage: Eukaryota; Fungi; Ascomycota; Saccharomycetes; Saccharomycetales; Saccharomycetaceae
Gene: EPL1
Product: Epl1p
Exons: 1
Coding region: 1-2478 (825 amino acids)
Biological process (GO): regulation of transcription by RNA polymerase II
Cellular component (GO): piccolo histone acetyltransferase complex
Source: RefSeq, a predicted model, not a curated record
AUGCCAACACCAACGACUGCAUCAGCGACAGCGGGAUCUAGCACAACUAAUUCACGUCAUGUCAAGAGUCGAGCCGAGUCACAGGAUUCUCAUGACGAAGGUACGGGGCCUCCCGGCUCUGGGUCGGCUGAUAACUCGAAUUCUCGGUUUAGACAUCGAAAGAUCUCGGUAAGGCAGCGACUGCGGAUCUUGAAGCCCUGUGAUUUGAAAAGUUUGGAUCAGGAGGAGCUGCAACAGCGGGAUGUUGCCGAUAUCGAGACCGGUGUGGAGAAAAACGAAGAAAAGGAGGUCCAUUUGCAUCGAAUUUUACAGAAGGGCAGUAGCCAUUUGAACAACCAGAGGAAGGAGUAUAUUCCGACCCCCGAUGCAUCUUCUACUUGGAGCGAGUUUGAUCAGUUUUAUCGUGGUCAUUUCGCUGAGCCCAAUGGCUACAUCAAGUUUUCAGCCACUGUGGAGGAUUGUUGCGGCGCUCCGUAUUGCAUGGAUGAGGUUGACGAAGAAUUUUUGAAUGAGUUGAGAUCUCGAUACGAGGGAGACGAUAAGCUAACAGAAGAUGAGUUCGAAGUGAUGUGUUCGUCUUUUGACAGUGCCAUUCAUGCAAGACAGCCUUUUCUUAGCACGGACCCCCAAAGCAUACUUUCAUUCGAUGAAAUCAAGCCCACUUUAGUGAAGUCGGACUACGCGCACGUUCAAUUGAAGUCAAGCCUGGCCAAUGAAAUCGGACUGGAUUCUGAUAGACAAUUUGUUACCCAGUUUGAUUCAAAGGCAAAUCUAAAGACCAGGGCAUUGACUGUGCUGCUGGAAAAAUUCGGUCCGGAUGUGUAUGAGCACUGGAAGCGAAGAAAACUUGCAAGUCCCUCGACAGAGAUUUUCCCACAGCUUAAGUUUGAGCGGCCUGAUGAAAAGGAUGAUGUUGAUCCCUAUGUCUGCUUCCGCAGACGUGAUGUUAGACAAGCGAGGAAAACCAGGCGCGUUGAUAUUUUGAAUAGUCAGAAGCUACGACUUCUACACCAGGAACUGCAGCAUGCCAAGAAGAUGGCUUUGCUUGUAGCAAGACGUGAGAAAAUGUCAAUGGACCUUCUUGAGAAGAGUUUAACUAUCUUCGAUCAAAGAUCUGAGGUUAAAAAAUUGAAGAGAUCUUUGAAUAUCAGAGGUGAGGAUGAUGACUUAGUCAAUCAUAAGCGUAAGCGUUUAGACAUUUUCGCUCAUCAACGGAAAUUACAGGAACAGGCGGCUGCAGAGGCAGCUGCAAUGGCCACCACUUCUGACUCAUCAGUCAGAAGAGGUUACAGGAAUAAAAUGAACAGGAAGGAAAUCGAAAGCCUAACCAAAUCUGGACAAAGACUCACCAAACAACAGAUUCAGCAGCUACAACAUCAAUCGGCCGCUGCUAUUGGAAACAACAAGCAAAAACAAGAUGCUAAAUUGGCGCAAGUUCAAGCCGAGCAACAACAGCAGUUACAGCAGCAGCAACAAAACGUUGCCUCACACGUUUACGUUAGAUUGCCCUCUUCAAAGGUCCCUGACCUUACGCUGGAAGAUGUCGAUAAUCUGCUCGCUAAUAAAGAAAAGAAUGCAAAGAAGUUUGUUCAUGACAGGAUGGAGAAAAGAAAAAUGGAGGAUGGUGAUGUAUUCUUCAAUCUCACCGAUGAUCCGUACAACCCUGUUUUCGAUAUUACUCUGCCCAAAGGUGUCUCCCCUUCGAAUGCACCAUUCUCUUCUAUCGCAUCUUCGAGAUUUGAAGUAAGCAGGUCUUAUUAUUCCAAACAUCUCGCCGAUUAUUUGAAAGGCUCCACGAAGGAUGUGACGGCCUUCAGCAGAGAUGGCGAAAAACUGCCCCAAAAUAAUUUCAAAGUCAAGAAAGUUGAAGUUUAUGAUCCAUUCCAAAAUAACAAUGAAAUUCAUUCGCGGGAGUAUCCAGUCAAAUUCAGAAGGCGCAUCGGCCGCUGCGGUAUCCAGUAUAUGGAUCGCAAACCAAAUAAGAUACAUCAUAGCGUUGAAUUUGUCUUGUCUCAGUUCUUGGAUUUCGAUGCCAUCGAGAAGCACGAGAUGGGCGCCGAUCAAACAAUCAACGUUUAUGACUCUAAAUGGGAUGAACUCUCCAGGCUAUACUCUAAAUGGAAAUAUGAUUCGCCCAGAAAUGAGUACGGUUUGAAGAUCUCUGAAGAACCAUCCAGGUUGAACCGGAUUUCCAAUGAUGCUCAAGUAAUACGGUUCGGCACCAUGUUAGGAAGCAAGUCUUAUGAGCAACUCCGCGAGGUGACCGUCAAAUAUCGCCAGGAGUAUAUUUCAAGAAUGAAGCAACAGAAAAUCAAUAACCAGAAGCAAUUGCAACUGCAACAAUUACAAAGACAACAAAAAGAACAAGAAUUCCGCCAAGAUGAUCAAGCGUCUGUUGACGGACCUUCGAUCGCUGACUCCUCUCCUUCUAUGGAGUCCAUGGCCUCUACCGUUGAGGCAAGCCGGAACACGAAAUAG